Osmerus eperlanus (European smelt) is the source of this 3183-nucleotide messenger RNA. RefSeq names its product Fas (TNFRSF6) associated factor 1 (gene faf1). Gene Ontology annotation, molecular function: ubiquitin binding; NF-kappaB binding. The coding region runs from base 264 to 2264 and encodes 666 amino acids. The transcript is spliced from 19 exons. Lineage: Eukaryota; Metazoa; Chordata; Actinopteri; Osmeriformes; Osmeridae. The record is from RefSeq and is a predicted model, not a curated record. Gene Ontology annotation, cellular component: nucleus; endoplasmic reticulum.
CGUAAAGCAAUGGGAUAACUGUACACUGUUGAUAGAAAUAAGUGGAGAUUGAAGACAAUUGUAGCAAAUUUUACUACGGUCAAAAAACAGGGUACAAAGUGCGGCAUUUGCGAUUUUCUAAGCCGCAACACUUUGUCACUUCUGGUGUAAAGUGUUUUUGUAAACGUAAAGAGAACCUAUGCUAUAGCUUGUCACCAUUCUGACGGUGAGGCGAGAAAGCAAGCGUUAGAAGAAGAAUAGCGUUGGUUUAGCCAGUCAUUGCCAUGGCCUCCGAUAGCGACAGCAACAUGGACAGAGAAAUGAUUCUGGCUGACUUUCAGGCUUGCACUGGAAUCGACAACAUUGCUGAGGCAAUAACCCUUCUAGAGCUCAACAACUGGGACUUGGUGGCUGCCAUCAACAGUGCGAUUCCCCAGGAGAACGGCAUCUUGCAAAGUGAGGCCAAUCUCUUCAGCCCCCUCAACCAAUCAGAAGCAGCCGAGCCGGCGUCCGCUGCUGCGGCGGGUCCUGCUCCUCCCCCCUCCUCCUCGUCUUCCUCCUCCUCCCCCGCGUCCUCCUCAGCCUUCUGCCCCACCCUCCCGUCCCGACACAUCGUGGAGCGACAGCCCCGCAUGCUCAGCUUCAGGGUGGAGUACCGACAGCGUACCGUGGAGGUGGUGCUGGAGGAGGCCAGCACCGUCGGUGAAAUCAAACAGAUCCUGGAGACAGAGCUGGGGGUUCCAGUAUCUAAGAUGCAGCUGAAAGGAUGGAAGAGUGGAGACGUGUCUGACAGCACGGCACUGAGAAGUUUACACCUGCCCAAGAACAACAGCCUGUAUGUCCUGACCCCUGACAUCGCCCCUACUGCCAGCACCAGCCAAAACAGUGCUCUCCAUGAGUCAUUAAACCAGAACUUCCUGUUGGUCAUCAGUCAUGGCGAGGCCCAGAGAGAAUACAACCUGAACUUCCCUGGGAGCAGGACUAUACAGGAGGUGAAGAGGAACGUUUCCGACCUGACCAACAUCCCUGUCAGACACCAACAGUGGGAGGGCUGGCCCGCCUCCUCAUCAGACGACUCGAUGACGCUAGCUGUGUCUGGGAUCAGCUACCCCUGUCAUCAUCUGAGCGUCUGCCGGAGGUCCUCGCCAGCCACCACCCAGGAGCCCACAGAAGAUUGUGUAGACGUCCAUAUGAUCAGCGACAGCGAGGGCGACGACUUCGAGGACGCAUCAGAGUUCGGCGUGGACGAAUCAGAGAUGUUCGGGAUGGGCUCCUCCACCUGCCGAAAAACACCGAUGAUGCCCGAGAACAGCGAGAACGAGGGCGAUGCCUUACUGCACUUUACUGCCGAGUUUUCAACAAGGUAUGGAGAAUGCCAUCCCGUUUUCUACAUCGGAUCACUGGAGGCAGCAUCUCAAGAGGCCUUCUACGGCAAAGCCAGAGAUAGGAAGCUGAUGGCCAUCUACCUCCACAACGACGAGAGCGUGCUCAGUAACGUGUUCUGCUCCCAGAUGAUGUGCGCUGACUCCAUCGUGGCCUACCUGAGCCAGAACUUCAUCACCUGGGCCUGGGACGUCACCAAGGAGGCCAACAAGGCCAGACUCCUCACCAUGUGUACCCGGCACUUUGGAAGCGUAGUAGCCCAGACCAUUCGCACCUACAAGACGGACCAGUUCCCUCUGCUGCUCAUAGUCAUGGGCAAGCGCACCUCCAACGAAGUUUUCAACGUCAUCCAAGGCAACACGACGGUGGAUGAGCUGAUGAUGAGACUAAUGGGCGCCAUGGAGAUCUUCACAGCGCAACAGCAGGAAGACAUCAAGGAUGAGGACGAGCGAGAGGCCAGGGAGACAGUGAAGAGGGAGCAGGAUGAGGCUUAUCGCCUCUCUCUAGAGGCCGACCGCAAGAAGAGAGAAGCGCAGGAGAGAGAAGAGGCAGAACAGGUUCGCCUGGAGAGGAUGAAGAAAGAGCAGGAGGACGAAAAGGAGGCUAUUCGUCUCUCCCUGGAGCAGGCCCUGCCGGCAGAGCCAGUGGAGGAGGGGGGGGAGCCGGUCAGCAAGCUGCGGAUCCGCACGCCCAGCGGGGAGUUCCUUGAGCGCCGCUUCCUGGGGAGCUGCAAGCUGCAGGUCCUGUUUGACUUUGUGGCCUCCAAGGGCUUCCCCUGGGACGAGUUCAAACUGCUCACCACCUUCCCCCGCAGAAACAUCACUCAGAUGGACCCAGGCUCCUCUCUACUGGAGGCCAGACUCUUCCCACAGGAGACUCUGUUCCUGGAGGCUAAGGAGUAGGCCUGGCCUGGCCUGGCCUGGCCUGGGCCACCGUGGCCUGGAGGUGGACAUGGAACUGACGUACACACAAACUGGCUGGACACACUACGCAACUAGCAUGGUUCCAGUUGGGUCUACACAACACACACAUUUGUAUCUUUAAAAAAAAUAAAAAAUGCAUACAUUCUCACCGUCACAUGACACUAUAGACACACACACACAUCCGGACACACAUCCGGACACACACACACAUCCGGACACACAUCCGGACACACAUCCGGACACACACACACAUCCGGACACACACACACACGUGCUUCUCUGGUGCCUGGUGUACACGUUAAGCACAGAGAAGAAAGCGCUGUCAGUUACACAAGCACACAGCCAAACCCCCACGACCCCCCCCCCUUCACCCCCACUAUUCCACCUCCCCCCCCCCCACACACACUACUCCACCCCUCCACCUAACUGCCGAAUCGUGCUUUUCUCUCCACACGUUCAGUUUGACCACGAUGAAGCGAGCAGGACUCCGGCUAGAAAGCCCGGCCACGCCCCGACCCCCCUCGCCCCCCCCACCCUGCCCCCCCACCAGGGCUGCUGCUGUUGGCUUUUUGUGUUUCAAUAAGAGCUAAAAUACACAACAGACACACAAAGUGACAUUUUUUCUGGAGAAGGCUGGACUAUCUCAUCAUCUGAUCAGGUUGGACUAUCUCAUCAUCUGAACUUGCAUUCGGCCCCUAUGAAUGCUCCCCCCCCCUCCCCCCUCCCCAGCCCCCUCUAGAGAUGACCCCCCCCCCCUGGUUUUUAAUUCCACUGCUCCACAUCUGCCCUGUUCUCUACAAUAGAUUUUUUUUUUUCUUUUUUUUUUUUGAUCCUUUUUAAGUUUGAUGCUGUAUUAGUUUUAGUUUGAUAUACAUUAUAUAAAAUAUAUAUGAACAUG